Sphenostylis stenocarpa is the source of this 882-nucleotide messenger RNA. The record is from the annotation of a GenBank genome assembly. Lineage: Eukaryota; Viridiplantae; Streptophyta; Magnoliopsida; Fabales; Fabaceae.
AUGGAAGAUGAAAGCCAUGGCACUUUGCCAAAUGGAUUCAACUCAGGAAGCCCCGAAAGCCCUUGCUUAAAGACCACCAACUCCAACUCCAACACCACCACCACCACCACCCCAACCACACACACCAACAACAACAACAUCAUCAAUAACCAUAAUAACAACAACAACACUAACCACAACAAAGAACAAGACCGGUUUCUCCCCAUUGCCAAUGUCGGAAGAAUCAUGAAAAAAGUUAUCCCUUCCAAUGGAAAAAUCUCCAAGGAUGCCAAGGAAACUGUCCAAGAGUGUGUCUCCGAGUUCAUCAGCUUUGUCACCGGAGAAGCCUCCGACAAAUGCCAAAGGGAGAAGAGAAAGACCAUCAAUGGAGACGAUGUCAUAUGGGCCAUCACAACCCUAGGCUUUGAGGACUACGUCGAACCCUUGAAAAUUUACCUUCAGAAAUACAAAGAGAUUGAAGGAGAAAAACUUAACAUUCCAAAGCAACUUCGUUCUGAACAAAGGCUACAACAACACCAGCAAAACAAUACUAAUAAUAACAACAAUAACAAUAAUAAUAACAUUAACAAUAAUAAUGUUAAUAACCAAGAUGAGACUAAUCAACAAUUCAAUGCUGCAUAUGCCUCACAAAAUCUCAUUUCUCAGCCUCCAUAUGUGGCCACUGAUCAGAAGUUUUCACUUCCCUUCUCUCCAAACUCAAUUCAGAAUCACCAGAUUGAUUCAAAAAAGCAGCGGUUGAAGCUCUUCGUUCACUUCGAACUCAGAUUCGUUUUGAAUCUCUUCUCUCAGAAACGAUGGUUGCAUGUUAUGGAUGUGUCGCAUGGUGUUUCAGAAACAUGUAUUGCUAAACUAAUCGUCCGGUUUAUCGUUUUAGAAAACUAG